UGGCGCGCCAGAGCGAAGACGCCGGGAUGGCCAAAGCUGCAAAAGUCAAAAGGCAAAGAAAGAAGAAAACCAAGGAGAACAAAACCAGGACUGUCCACGCAAACAUACUGUAUGAUCACGCCAAAGGAGAGGAGAACCCAAACCGACACUAUGCAAACAACAAGAUUAAGACGACCAAAUACACUCUUCUGUCUUUCCUGCCAAAGAACCUUUUUGAACAGUUUCAUAGGUUUGCCAAUGUUUACUUUGUCUUCAUCGCCUUGCUGAAUUUUGUUCCAGUUGUCAAUGCGUUUCAGCCAGAACUCGCUCUGGCUCCUGUAGUUUUCAUCUUAUCUGUCACUGCCAUCAAAGACCUAUGGGAGGACUACAGAAGACACAGGUCGGAUAAAGAAAUCAAUCACAUGGAUUGUCUGGUUUACAGCAGGGCCGAGAGACGCUAUGUGGAGAAGUACUGGAAGGAGGUGCGGGUGGGAGACUUCAUCAGGCUGCGAUGUAACGAGAUCCUCCCGGCCGAUGUUCUGCUGCUGAGCUCCAGUGACCCGGACCGCCUGUGCCAUAUUGAGACCGCCACACUGGACGGAGAGACCAACCUCAAGCAGAGGCAGGUCGUCCGCAGCUUCUUCGACCUGGACUGUGAUUUUGACCCCUUGAAGUACAACAGCAUAAUUGAAUGUGAAAAGCCCAACAAUGACCUGAACAGAUUCAGAGGCUACAUAAUCCAUCGAAGUGGCAGAAGAGAUGCACUUUACAAAGAAAACCUGCUGCUGAGAGGCUGCACCAUCCGCAACACAGAGGAGGCUGUGGGAAUAGUCAUUUACGCAGGUCAUGAGACCAAAGCCAUGCUGAACAACAACGGCCCGCGCUACAAGCGCAGUAAACUGGAGAGACAGAUGAAUGUAGAUGUGUUCUGGUGUGUCAUCAUCCUGCUGGUCAUGUGCCUGUUUACUGCUGUUGGUCAUGGGCUGUGGAUGUUACAGUACGGAGAUAAGAGGCCUGUGUUUGACGUUCUCAGUCCAGAGGGGACAGACUUAUCGCCCAUCAUGUCAGCUAUUUAUCUCUUCCUCACUAUGAUCAUCGUCUUUCAGGUCCUGAUACCCAUCUCCCUCUUUGUGUCGAUUGAGAUUGUAAAGAUCUGCCAAGUGUACUUCAUCCAUCAGGACAUGGAUCUGUACGACGAGGAGACAGACUCUCACCUGCAGUGCAGAGCUCUUAAUAUCACUGAGGAUCUCGGCCAGAUGCAAUACAUCUUUUCUGACAAGACAGGCACGCUGACGGAGAAUAAGAUGGUGUUUCGGCGCUGUACUGUGGCGGGAGUGGAGUACUCCCAUGAUGCCAAUGCUCGAAGACUUGCUAUGUACCAAGAGAUGGAUUCUGAGGAAGAAGAGUGUACCUCCCACGGUGGCACCCUUCCCAGAAGGGACAGUGUGGCUAGCCACCAAAGCGCCCGGGUGGUGCUGCGCUCCCAGAGCACUAAGUCCCACCGCAGGACGGGGAGUAGGGCGGAGGCAAAGCGAGCCAGCAUCCUGUCUAAACACACAGCCUUUAGCAGCCCUAUGGAGAAAGAUAUCACCCCCGACCCUCAGCUCCUAGACAAAGUCAAUGAAUGCAGCAGUCAGAUGGACUUCAUGCGCUUCCACAGCCAGCCCAUGUCCCAGCUGCCCUCUGAACUCUCUGACAUCAUUGAUUUCUUCAUCGCUCUAACCAUCUGCAACACGGUGGUGGUGUCCUCCCCCAACCAGCCCAGGCAGAAGGUUCGGAUGAGGUUUGAGCUGAAGUCCCCAGUCAAGACCAUCGAAGACUUCAUCAAACGCUUCACCCCCAGCCGUCUGACCUCAGGCUCCAACAACAGCAGUUCCUCCAGCCUCAUCACCAACCGCUCCUCAAACAAGGGAUGCUCAAGCAUGCUGUCCUCUCCCUCGGCGGAGAGCACGCUUACCAAGCUGAACGAGGAGUGUACCAGAGGCCUGGAACACACCUUUAGUCCUGUGCCGCCUUGCUACGACGGGAAGGCCUGGACCCUGGAGGAGGGCGAGCUGCGCUACGAGGCAGAGUCGCCGGACGAGGCGGCGCUGGUGUACGCCGCCCGGGCCUACAAGUGCUCUCUCGUCGGACGCCUCCCCGACCAGGUGACGGUGGAGCUGCCCCACCUGGGGAAGUUGAGCUUUGAGCUGCUGCACACGCUGGGCUUUGACUCCACCAGGAAACGCAUGUCUGUGGUGGUGAGACACCCUCUGACCGACCAGAUCACCGUAUACACCAAAGGAGCAGACUCUGUCAUCAUGGACCUCAUCAAACCUCCUGACGCAGGUAACUCCAAAGGGAAACGCCAGAAAAAGAUUGUCUACAGGACCCAGAACUACCUAAACUUGUACGCCGCCGAUGGCCUUCGCACACUGUGCAUUGCAAAAAAGAUUCUGAGCAAGGAGGAAUAUGCCUGUUGGCUGCAGCGUCACCUGGAGGCUGAGACGUCCAUCCAGGGAAGAGAAGAGCUGCUUUAUGAGUCGGCCCUGCGUCUGGAGACAAACCUCCAGCUUUUAGGAGCGACGGGCAUUGAGGACCGGCUGCAGGACGGCGUUCCCGAAACCAUAGCCUCUCUGCGGAAGGCCGGCCUGCAGGUAUGGGUGCUGACGGGCGACAAACAGGAAACUGCUGUCAAUAUCGCGUACGCCUGCAAACUGCUGGACCCCGAGGAGGAGAUCCUGACACUGAAUGCUGACUCUCAGGAGGCGUGUGCGUUGUUGCUGGAGGAGAGUUUACACUACAUCCAGGCCAAAUUCCUCUGCAGCUCUGCCGACCAGGCUGCCAAGGCCUUCCACACUAACUUUGCACCGUGCGAGAUCUAUCCCUCUUCAUCUCCGUCCUCAUCCUCCCACACCUCCCCCUUCAUGGUGCACCGGUUGGGCCUGGUGAUUGACGGGCGCACCUUGGCGUACGCCCUGGAUAAGAGCUUGGAGGAUAAGUUUCUGGCUGUUGCGCGGAGCUGCCGCUCAGUACUCUGCUGCCGCUCCACGCCGCUGCAGAAGAGCAUGGUGGUCAAACUGGUGCGGAACAAGCUGAAGGUCAUGACGCUGGCAAUAGGUGAUGGGGCGAAUGAUGUCAGUAUGAUCCAGGUCGCUGAUGUGGGCGUGGGGAUUUCUGGACAGGAAGGCAUGCAGGCGGUGAUGGCUAGCGACUUUGCUCUCCCACGUUUCCGGUAUCUCCAGAAGCUCCUGCUGGUCCACGGACACUGGUGCUACUCCCGCCUGGCUAACAUGAUUCUGUAUUUCUUCUACAAGAACGCUAUGUUUGUAGCGCUCAUCUUCUGGUAUCAGUUCUACUGUGGAUUCUCAGGUUCAGCCAUGAUUGACCAGUGGUAUCUUAUAUUCUUCAACCUGAUGUUCUCCGCCUUCCCACAACUCAUCACUGCCACGCUGGACAAAGACGUGUCAGAAGAGACUCUCCAACAACUACCUCAGCUCUAUGUGAACGGCCAGAACUCUGAGGAAUAUAAGCCAUACAUGUUUUGGAUGAACAUGAUUGAUGCCUUCUACCAAAGUCUGAUCUGCUUCUUCAUUCCUUACUUUGCUUACGCUGACUCUGACGUGGAUCUGUUUACAUGGGGAACUCCCAUCACCACCCUUGCCUUAUUUACCAUUCUGCUGCACUUGGGCAUUGAGACCAAAACAUGGACCUGGAUGAACUGGCUGUCUAUCACCUUCAGUAUAGCUUUAUUCUUCAUGGUGGCACUUUGCUACAACGCCUCCUGCCCCACCUGCUACUCCCCAUCUAACCCCUACUGGACUAUGCAGCGGCUGCUUCAGGACCCCCUGUUCUACCUGCUCUGUGUCAUCACACCUGUUGCAGCGCUGCUGCCCAGAUAUUUCUACAGGGCGUGUCAAGGCACGCUGUUUCCCAGUCCAGUCCAAGUUGGAAGGCAGUUAGAUAAACUCCCCGCUGAAACCCGCAGGAACAUCCUCAGUCUGAGCAGGGUCAAGUUGGGGUCACCGCUCAGCCCCAAGCCUCCCUUCCUGUCCCUCACAAAGUCCUCCCCCAAAGGUUGCAAUAAAAAAGACCAGAGGAGCUUCCCCAGCUCCAAGACAUCACAGGGGCCCGUCUUACAAACAGAUGAAAUGAGAGGCCAGAGAAGCCCCCUGGGGCCAAUAGACAGUGAGAAGAGUCUCUCAGAUCUCUGCACAUUAGUUCGUACAGAAAUGGACACUCUCCCUUACACAAAAGACACUCCUCCACUCACAGGGGAGCAACAGCCUCCUCCCACCAAAGACUCCGGGUGUCUCGAUAAGACUUUAGAGCGGUCAGAUCUGAGUCUGUCCAGCUGGAUCACCUCCACGCCUCUGCUCACACAGACAGACAGCAUUGAGCUGAACCUGCCCCCUGACGGAGGCUCGCAGUGUGUUAAAUACACAAGAAACUCAGAGGAAGUACUCAAGUCUGACCAAAGCGCUCAUCCAGCACACAGGAUGGAGCAGGUGGCAGAACAGCCGCUGCAUGCCAGCCUGUGACGAGUUCCAGUCUUAAAGUAUGUUACUUAAACUCCAAUUUGCACGAUAGUUUUUUAAAAAUCUAAUUUUAUUCUAUUUUUCAAGGAGAUUCUUUUAUAAAAGAUACAAAUAGGUACUUUAUAUUAUGGAUGUAUAAAGCUAAAGUUAUUUUUGAGGUUUGGGACAUGGAAGAACUGGAAAGUCUCCUGUUUGUUUGUUUUGUAAUCCUGGGAAACAUAUUUUCACAAAGAUGCAUCUCAGUACUUGAUCAGGUUUUUAAUGUAAGAGCAGAGUAGAGACAUUCCACUGCUGGGUUAUAUGGGAGUAUGUUUUCUCUCUGAUAUGGUACCCUGCCCGUUCUGUCAGCAUCGCCUGUAAGUGACCUGUAUCAGAUGCCGCUGUGGCCUUGUAUCAGUGUUGGUUAUUCCUAAGAAGAGAUGUUUUAUAUAUGUUUUAAGUCCCGACGGAUAUAAUGUUUUAUUUUGUGUAUGCGGAUUUCCCAAAGUUUUGUAUUUACAUGAAUCAGCAAAUAGUGGCAUUGGUUCAUUGCAUAUUUCAGUCUCUGUGCUGGAUUUGCAGACACUUCUUUCUUUCUUGAGGCUGUUUAUAGCCGCUCUGUAAAAGAUUACAUUCCACUGAGUAAUGUUGAGAGCUAUUGACUUUAUGUAUAAUCACGUAUUAGGAGCACACACCAAGAAGUUUCAAUUCUGUCAUCUUUUUUUUAGCAAGAAUUUACCAGAAAUUAUGCUGUCUGUGUGUGUCCGUGUGUGUUGUGUGUGUUGUGUGUUGUGUGUGUGUGUUGUGUGUGUGUGUCUCCACUGACUCAUUGGAUCAGUUUUUAAAAGAACAGUUACAGAUUUUGGGAAAUAAGCAUGUUUUUUGCCCUGGCGAGAGUUAAAUAAGAAGAUUGAUACCACUUUCAUGUUUUUUUCCAUUCAAUAUUAAACUGCAGUUAGCAGAUAGCUAGCUUAGCUUAGUGUAAUGACUGAAAACAUGAUAAAAGACCUGCGUGGCUCUGUCCAAAACUUUAAAUUCUGCCUGUCAGCCUCUAAAGUUCACUGACAAAAAUGUUAUAUCUCAAUUUUUCAUAUAAAGUCUCGAGUGUCAAAAGGCAAGUUGUAGUGUUACGGGGAGUUACUUAUUUGUAUGACUUUCAGACAGAGCCAAGCUAACAGCCUCCCUGUUUUUUGUCGUUAUGCUAACCUAAGCUAACUGUCUCCUGGCUGUAGCUUCUUAUUUAUUCUUCUUUACUCAUUUCUUAUUUCGUGGAGACUGCUGGUUGCCUGGCAACCUCACAUUACCCCAUGUUAUUUUUAUCACUUUCGGACAGAGCCAAGCUAACAGCCUCGCCCAUUUCCCAUCUUUAUGCUAAGCUAAGCUAACUGUCCCCUGGCUGUAGCUUCUUAUUUACAUGGGAGUGGUAUCAAUCUGAACCAUUCAACUCUGUAAGAAGGCAAAUUAUUUCCCAAAAUAUCAAAGCAUUCCUUGAAGCACUGUACAGUAGGUUGACAACAAGCUACCAUCAUGUGUUUCUCAGUUUUACUUGAAGGUCUUUUUUUUUUUUUCUUUCUUUUUCUUUUUUUUUUUUUUACAGAUCAUGUAUUUCAUUUGUUGAGCUUAUUUUGCCGCAGUCCAGUUAUUUGUUUUAUUUUUUCUCUGCUGAUGUUCAGCUGUAAACCAAAAGCUCAGUGCUGAAAGAAGGUCUUUCCCAAAGUAAAAGAGGAUUCUUUUAGAUUUAACUUUGCACUUUGAAAGUUGAGAACUGCAGAUGAGUGCUGUUGGUGCUGAUGACAUCUUAAUUGUUCAGUAUAAAGAAGAUUGGAAAGUGUUGCAUAAUAAUGAAUAAUGUUCUUUUUCAUCAUGCACAAACUCACUACAAUAGUAUAGAAAAUUGGACAGAUGCUACAGUUUGAUUUAUUGUUCAGCAUUUAAAGCAGCAGCACCUUGAAUAUGUUGAUUGUUCUUCUUGUUCAUCUUAUGUCUCACUGCAGUGCAUUUUUUUUGUAAAGUGUAUCAUUUACCAAAGAUCAUUUAUAUUUCUGAAUUUUCUAAGCAAUAGUAUGUGCCUUAACACUGGAUGAGAAAUUACAAAUCUAAGAGCAGUCGCUCUCGAUGCUGUUAUUUGUUUAAAGAUGACGGUGCGUCUUUGUUCAGUGAGGAGCAUUAUAUGUUCAUGUCGAUGAUAUUUAUGAGGCUACAUGCUAUAUGCUAUGUGGUUUCUUUUCCUCUUGUCUGUUUUUGCACACAGUGCUUUUUUUCUCUGACAUGUUGUUCAGAUUCUGACUGAACAGUCUGUCCACUUUGUUUUAUAGGUUUUGUCUGUUCUGUGCUUUUUGGCGUCGCACUUUGUGUGCCAGAACGAAGCUCGAGCGUAUUCACUCAUUGCAUUCCAACAUAGCCACUUUCAAAAAUUCCUUACAGGAACAUUCGCUAUGUCUGCACGUGGCCUUGAGCAUAUCCUGAGCUCUGUUUGUGGGCUUUUUCAUUUGUAUUUUGGUCACAGGGUAGAUAGUAGAUAGUUUCGUAUGUUGUAACACUCAAAAGAGGGAUUUUUUGAGUUCAGUUAUCAUUUGAGGUAUUCAUCUAUAUCUAAUAGAUCCAAAAAUCACACAGUUCUAGUUCAGUCCAGCCUCUCAGAGGAGAUGGUUGUAGCAAACUGGAUACACUGCAAAGCUCCUGCCCACAUCAUCGAACGCCAUCAGCAAUUUGGGAAAAAACAUGUUCAGAUUUACAAUUUGAGAUUAUUUCUUUGUGAUUUGAGUGAAAGGAAAACUCAGAUAUCCAUGGCUUCUUGUGAACAAAAUAAAAAUGUUA
Molecule: messenger RNA, 7292 nt
Organism: Scomber scombrus (Atlantic mackerel)
Lineage: Eukaryota; Metazoa; Chordata; Actinopteri; Scombriformes; Scombridae
Gene: atp10a
Product: ATPase phospholipid transporting 10A
Exons: 21
Coding region: 27-4499 (1490 amino acids)
Biological process (GO): phospholipid translocation
Cellular component (GO): plasma membrane
Molecular function (GO): ATP binding; magnesium ion binding; ATPase-coupled intramembrane lipid carrier activity
Source: RefSeq, a predicted model, not a curated record